Molecule: messenger RNA, 1361 nt
Organism: Rhododendron vialii
Lineage: Eukaryota; Viridiplantae; Streptophyta; Magnoliopsida; Ericales; Ericaceae
Product: probable aldo-keto reductase 3
Exons: 5
Coding region: 127-1149 (340 amino acids)
Cellular component (GO): cytoplasm
Source: RefSeq, a predicted model, not a curated record
GAUGUGGGGAUGACCAAAUGAAAGAAAUCCAGUCUAUAAAUAUGGUGCAUUUACUUGGCAACAAUCUCUGAUCCUGCAAGACAACACACAGAGGAAAGGAAAAGCAGGACAUUUUGGUGCAGAAAUAUGGCAACGGUUAGGAGGAUCAAGUUGGGCUCGCAAGGGCUGGAAGUAUCGGCCCAGGGCCUGGGCUGCUUCGGCAUGACCGGCGGGUACGGCCCAGCCAAGCCAGAAGCCGACAUGAUUGGUUUGAUACACGGCGCCGUCGAGAGUGGCAUCACCUUGUUUGACACUUCGGAUGUUUAUGGCCACUAUGCCAAUGAAGUUCUCCUUGGCAAGGCUCUGAAGGGAGGGUGGAGACAGAGGGUAGAAUUGGCAACAAAGUUUGGAAUAAUAUACGGGAAUGGAAGGGCGGAGGUGCGUGGUGAUCCAGCCUAUGUACGUUCCGCUUGUGAGGCCAGCUUGAAGCGGCUCGACAUCCCUUGCAUUGACCUUUACUACCAGCAUCGCAUUGACACUCGCGUCCCCAUCGAAAUCACGAUGGGAGAGCUGAAGAAACUGGUUGAAGAGGGAAAGAUUAAGUACAUAGGCCUAUCUGAGGCUUCUGCUUCAACAAUCAGAAGAGCACAUGCUGUUCAUCCCGUAUCUGCUGUUGAGAUAGAGUGGUCCCUGUGGAGUAGGGAUGUCGAAGCCGAAAUUGUUCCCACUUGCAGGGAACUCGGCAUUGGGAUCGUUGCAUACGGCCCGCUCGGACAGGGAUUCUUAGGUUCAGGAGCCAAGAUGGCUGAGAAUUUGGCUAACGAUGACUUCCGAAAGCGUCUCCCGAGGUUUCAACCAGAGAACAUAGAGCACAACAAGACCGCAUUUGAGCGGGUCAAUGAGAUGGCCGCAAGGAAAGGAUGCACCCCAGCACAGCUUGCGCUGGCAUGGGUUCAUCACCAGGGAAACGAUGUGUGUCCGAUACCAGGCACCACAAGGAUUGAAAACCUGAAGCAGAACAUCGGAGCCUUGGCUGUGAAACUGACACCAGACGAAAUGGCCGAACUUGAACGCUUUGCAGAUGCGGUUAAAGGUGACCGAUAUGGGGCUCAAGCGCCUACUUGGAAGAAUUCGGAUACUCCACCCCUUUCCUCAUGGAAACCUGAGUAGAAACACUUGCUAUGUGUGUGUUUUUCUAGCAUAUAUAGCUUGUUUAGAGAGUUUAGUUUUUUUCUGUUGAAAAAUAAGAGGUCCUGCUGAAUUAUUGAGUAUUAGAGAUGAUUGUAAUCGUUUUGUACUAUGUUGAGUUAUAUUAUUUACAGAUUCACGCAUGAAUAAACGAGGUAAUCCACAAUUACGAAAAUUGAUUUUAUAUUGAGUUG